Molecule: messenger RNA, 501 nt
Organism: Triticum turgidum subsp. durum (durum wheat)
Lineage: Eukaryota; Viridiplantae; Streptophyta; Magnoliopsida; Poales; Poaceae
Source: the annotation of a GenBank genome assembly
AUGGAGGCCUCGCUCCUCUCGCGUGCCGCCUUAGCCGCCUUCGCCCUCCGCGGUGGCGCCAGGCUCCUCCCCACGGAAACCCCCUUCCUCCUCCCCCUCCUCCCGCUCCUCCUCAUCCUCCUCGCCACCGCCACCGGCACGCUUCCUGUGGUCGUAACCCUGCCACUGCAACCACCGCCUCGAUCCACCAGGUACUUGAUGCCUCUUGGUCAGAAGAUGAUGGCGAGUUCCUCAUUCCAAUUGUGUUUAUAUUGUGUAGGUUUCUUCGUCAUGAUCUGGAUUGCCGCAGUCAUGUUCAAGUCUAAUGAUAUCUUGCGCAAGAAGACCGCUCUCAAGGGGGAGAAGAAAAUGCCAAUGCUUAUAGGGAUUGUAGUACUAUUCACCAUUCACGUGUUUGGAGUCUACUGGUGGUACAGGAAUGAUGACCUUGUUAGACCGUUGGUGAUGCUUCCUCCAAAAGAAAUACCACCAUUCUGGCAUGCUAUAUUUUCACUGCGGUAA